AAAUCAAUGGAAUUUGUAAGGCAAAUGACGAAUGUUAUUCUGGCUACUGCUCUGCUGCUGGUAAAUGUGCAGAAAGACCAAGUAUACCAUGUUCUGGAUCCGCUUACUGUCAAAACAGUAAUUAUAAUAAUUAUUGUGCAUGUGGAGGUAAGAGUUCAUCAAAUAGUCCAGGAAAAUGUGUAGACAGUUGUUUAGGAGCAAUGAUUGAUGUAACAACCUGCCUAUACAAUCAAGGAUUAUUAGGAAGUGAUUUUUAUGGAGGAUUGGGUUUUCUUCAAUAUGUAGACGAAGAUAGUUCAUUAUUUACUAGAUGUAGAUAUGCCUUCUCAAGACAUUAUUCUUGUUUGAGAAAAUCAUGGAUUGCUGCUGGAAUUCCAACUAAAGGAGACAUGGCAGGGGUUGAUUUGGAUGCUUAUUCGGUUGAUGCAAGUCCAAUUGUACCAGACGAAGCAAAUCAACAUCAAAUUUCUUUUGGAUUGAUUUUCAUUAUUAUGAUUUUAAUCAAUUUUAAUCAAUUACAUUACAAUUACCUCGUCCAAUACUACAACCAUUAUUCAAACACCCACAGAGUCUUUGACACUCCAAAAAAUCCCCUCACCAACCCUAGAACCCAGUUCUAUGUUGGCCUAUUGAGCGCAGAUCUUUAUCAAGCAUCAAAUUUGAUCACCUCUAUAACACCUAAAAAUCCCCUCACCAACCCUAGAACCCAGUUCUAUGUUGGCCUAUUGAGCGCAGAUUUUUAA
Molecule: messenger RNA, 743 nt
Organism: Naegleria gruberi
Lineage: Eukaryota; Heterolobosea; Eutetramitea; Acrasida; Naegleriidae
Exons: 2
Source: RefSeq, a predicted model, not a curated record